AUGAUCUCAAAGCUCUUGGCGCUCGGUGCUGUUCUUCUCGCCUCUGCCACCGCUGACGUCUUCGACUCGUCUUACUCCAAUGUCUCCAGCGCUGCUAUCGACGAAGACAGGAUCGAAACCGCCGUAUUAGUUGACACCGAGACGACAGAACCCGCCGAUGACGUUCUAUGGAAUGCUGCCUUAACCAAAGGCCGGAUGUUGAUACUAGCCACGAGCUUGAACCUUCCAGAGGCUGCCAAGGUCUAUCAACAGAUGGAAACUCCCUGGGAUGGAACCCUCGAACGCGAACUAGCACUUUGGGGCUACUCGGAACCUGACUACCCGGAAGUUGAAGACUCUGACGAAAACUGUGUCAUGGGGAAAGAAAACCACGGCCUUCAAGAUAUGCUCAAAGAGCUACACGCAGAUGAUAGAGAUUCACGCGAUGGAGGGGACAACAUCUGUCACACAAUCCAACAUCAAGACGGACCUACCUUGGAGAAAGAUAAGAACGGUGAAGUACCAGAAGAUCCUAGGGAUCAAUACUACAAAGUUGAAGGGCGCAGAUACAGGGUUACCGGCGCGGAUUCCACCAUUGGUAUAAAUCCAAAGGCUGGUAUUAUCUUCUUUCUGACCCUUGAGAGCCCCACCUACGCGGCGAGAACGCUAUGGAACGUACCCUCCGUCAAGCCGGACGAAAUGCCUAAACUCCAAAGAACCUCGGAUCUUACCUGGGGUCUCUGGAAUAGGCAUAGCAAAGAAAGCCUGUCCAACAUCAACUACUUCUUCACGGUGGCAGUUGUGAACCCGGAAACGCGCAAGAUCAUCAGUAGAGCCAUGGGACAGAAUGCUGUACCGAAGGCUCCAGGAUACACCUUUAGAGCUGACAAUGAGAACUUCAUUGCUCUGCUGGGAUCGCCGAACCUUGUAGCAGUAAUGUUCUUCCUCCUCCAACACAAGACUCGGUUUGGCCACAAUCGAUGGGUUACUGAGAUCCGUGUUUUCAUACCAAAUGGGGAUUUGAAUACGGUUUCGAUGCUUGUAAAGGUUGAGCGAGCGCCCCCGACAGAACCUCCCGAACCCGAUGAAGAUCCAGAUUGCGUGGAGGAAAGGUCGUUGACAAGUGCGACAGUCUCACCGCUGAAUAUCGAUAGUUGGAAGGGUGGCGAACGUGCAAAUUCGACCUUUGAGGAACUGCCGCCGAAACAAGAAUAUAUUGCCAACCUACGCUCAGUCGCACCCCCAGCGGACGAGCCGACGUGUGCUAUAUGUCGUGGCGAGUGGGAAUAUCCGGCCCAGGAAGUCGUCGAGCCAAGCCCUCACUGCUCUCGACAUCCUCUCCACAAAGAUUGUCUUCUCAUAACCUUUGCAACGGAAGACGGAGAGGAAGUCAGCAAUCUGUGUCCAUUUUGCCGUCGCGAACUCUUCGAGAAGAUCACACAGCCGCCUGUGGAGCCCCCGAAUAGCGCGAACGAUACCUACCAGCAAACCACCCAACUCUAUGACAACCUUGUGGCAUUUCAUUUCCAGAUUGAAUACAACGACGACAAAACCGAGGAUCCCCACCUCCUGUAUCCUUCUGGCCCGACUAUCGAGGAUGCCUUGCAGAAAGACGGUUUCUGGUCUGCUCUUCCCUGUUUCUUAGACGAAUGGUAUCACCGCAAUGCGUCUCAGAUUAUCGAGCAGACAAAAAGCUAUAGGGAACCACUAUCUAUCGUGGAUAUGGGUCGCGCUGUGGUUACUACGUUCUUUGGCACUGGUGAGCCACCGUCUCGCAGGAUUACACGUCUCACAGGCGAAGGUCGCGCAGCUAUUACUGCGCUCUUUGCGCACGAACCUGACAUCGAAGAGUUGUGUCUAGAGGCUACGGAGCUAUUGGAUCACCAACAAGGCGAGAUUGUAGUACAAUGUAUCCGCGCCGCCCUCAUGUACUACGACCAGUCUGUCUUCCCCCAACUCGUCGAGGAUUUGCAGCGCAAAGCUCGUCGGCUCAUUGCCUACUAUGUCCUUACUUCUCUAUUAACAGCACGCAGACGCCCCGAUGAGGACGUGUGGUAUCGAGGAACAAACAUCCCUCGCUGGCUCCAGCUGGUCCGUUUCCGUAAGAUGCUGCACCGAGGGAUCAACCAGUGGGCUUCGCCGACCUUCUUCGCCAGCCAACCCCCACUCGAGAUGAAUUUUCCUUACGGUCACCUUAUGGGUGUUACCGAGGGAUUCGGCGAGCAUGACUUGUUGGAAAUACAGUAUUUCCGGCCCACCGAUGUAGAGCCGUAUCAAACUCGUAUUCGACCUAUCGCUCGUGGUCAUAAGAUGAUCAUAAAGGAGGACACCUCGGUAUUUCGAUUAGAUCCCAAUCUCCCAAAUGGCACUAUCUUUCAAUUUCUGAAGGACGGAACCUUAACAGCUCGGGAACUCAGUCCUGCCUUCCUUCAUGACAUUUCCUGCAACCGUGAGGAAGGUUUCUUCGAUCUCGUUCAUGAGAAUGGGAGUAUGCUGAGGAUCAUACGUAGGUUCAUGCCGUAG
This is a messenger RNA of Alternaria viburni, 2502 nucleotides long. RefSeq lists its product as uncharacterized. NCBI's taxonomy places the organism in Eukaryota, Fungi, Ascomycota, Dothideomycetes, Pleosporales, Pleosporaceae. The transcript has 4 exons. The record is from RefSeq and is a predicted model, not a curated record. The coding region runs from base 1 to 2502 and encodes 833 amino acids.